Molecule: messenger RNA, 6067 nt
Organism: Monomorium pharaonis (pharaoh ant)
Lineage: Eukaryota; Metazoa; Arthropoda; Insecta; Hymenoptera; Formicidae
Product: synaptic vesicle membrane protein VAT-1 homolog-like
Exons: 7
Coding region: 389-1783 (464 amino acids)
Molecular function (GO): zinc ion binding; oxidoreductase activity
Source: RefSeq, a predicted model, not a curated record
UUUCGCGCAGAACGACGACGGCUUUCAUGGAGCGCGUACGCGGCGGAUUGUAAACGAUAUAUCCGUGCCGAAGUCGAGCGGACAGCGGACCACUCACACGAACGGGCGCGCGCUUUCUCUCCCUCCUUUCUCUCCUCUCUCUCCCUCUUUCUCUGUCUAUCCCUCUUUCUCUCUUCUUCUCUGUCUGUCCUUCGGUCCGUCCGUCUCUCCGUCUCCUCCGUCUGUGUCGCUUCGCGAGCGCGGACGGUACGACGCACGCUCCCUUUCUUGACGUAUCCCCGCCGCGGCCGCCGGAGAUCCUCUCAGUCAGUCUCGCGGUAAAGGACGUCGCGCGAGCUUCAGAGGUUCAGAGUCACAGGGCGUCUCAGGAGAAGAGAGGACGGUAAAGAUGGCAGAGGACAAGAACGAGACGAGCCCGAGCGCCGAGGGCGAGAAGCCGCCGCAGGAGUCGGCGGCGGCGUCCCCGCCGGCCAAGGAGGAGCCGACGAAGAAGGUCGAGGAGAAUGGCGAGGGCGAGAAGCCGAAGGAGAACGGCGAGGAGAAGGCCACGCCGGAGCCGAAGGACAUGCGGGCGAUCGUGCUCAACGGUUUCGGCGGCCUGAAGAGUGUUAAGGCCCUCAAGAAGCCGGAGCCCACCCUCGCCGAGGGAGAGGUCCUCAUACGCGUCAAAGCCUGCGGACUGAACUUCCAGGAUUUGAUGGCCAGGCAGGGCGCGAUCGACUCGCCCCCGAAGACCCCGUUCAUCAUGGGCUCGGAGUGCGCGGGCGACAUCGAGCAGGUCGGCGAGGGGGUCGAGAAUUUUAAAGUGGGCGACAGGGUAGUCGCCCUUCCCGAUCACAAAGCGUGGGCGGAGCUGGUCGCCGUGCCGGCGACGUCCGUUUUUGCGCUACCGUCCGGGAUGAGCUACCUCGACGCGGCCGCCAUCACCAUGAAUUACACCGUGGCUUACAUUCUGCUCUUCGAGCUGGCCCAUCUUACGCCCGGCAAGAGCCUCCUGCUGCACAGCGCCGGCGGCGGUGUGGGUCAAGCGGUGGUGCAGCUUGCAAAAACCGUGAAGGACGUAACCAUCUUCGGCGUGAGCAGCAAAUCUAAGUGCGAGGCUCUUAAAAAUGCUGGAACUAUCGACCAUCUGCUGGAACGCGGCGCAGAUUAUAGCAACGAAGUCAGAAAAAUUUCCCCGGAAGGCGUGGACAUCGUCUUAGAUUGUCUAUGCGGCGAAGAAUGUAACAAGGGCUACGCCCUCUUGAAGCCAAUGGGCAAAUACAUUCUUUAUGGAUCCAGCAACGUCGUCACCGGGGAAACUAAGAGCUUCUUUUCCGCAGCGCGAUCAUGGUGGCAAGUCGACAAAGUAUCGCCCAUAAAGCUGUUCGACGAGAAUAAGACACUGUCCGGAUUGAACCUACGCCACUUGUUGUACCAGCAAGGUAGUCACGCGUUCGUUCGACGAGCGGUGAAUCAAGUGUUUACGCUGUGGAGCGAGGGCAAAAUCAAGCCAGUGGUGGAUUCAACAUGGGCGCUGGAGGACGUGCCUGAGGCCAUGCAAAAAAUGCACGAUCGCAAGAACAUCGGUAAGAUCGUGCUGGAUCCGAGUCUAGAACCGAAACCUAAACCAGCUACGCCAGCUAAGGGCAAAGCGAAAGACAAGAAGGCCGCGAAUCAGGAGGAGAAAAAGGCAUCUAGCGUAGAAUCGGAGGAAGGAGAGAAGAAGAAAGAGCAAGAGUUGACAAACGGUACCUCAGAAGACAAAUCUGAUAGUGAUUCGAAAGAGAAGGAAUCUAGCUGAAUUAGCAGUAGUAACUAAUCCUAUAAGAACAAAGAAACGAUACCCUUAAACAUCAAGGAAAUUCCAGGAAAGUACUAUUGCUGAGAAAUCCAUCGCUGUUAUCCAAGAGAACGAUCAAUUUGAGCAAACCAGGAAUGGUAUCACCUAGAAUUUACAUGCAGAUGAUCCAUAAUUAAAGAACUGUAAUUUAUAUUGUAUGACUUAAAUGGGGAAAGAUAAUCUCUCUCGUCGAGAUGUUACCUGUGGAACAUGGAAUUCAAAGUUUUAAUUUAUAGCGAAUAAUUGAUCGCUUGCACUGUAAGCUAUACACUAUUUUCUUUUAAUGUUGAAAAAACUGUCCCUUUGUCAUCUGCAUGUAUUUGUUCUACUCACAUUUGCGCCGAGAUUAAAAGUUGAUACAUAGGAAGGAGAAUCAAUCAGCAUAUUGCAUAAGAACGAGAGAAUCAACCAAAUAGAAAUAACAAUCUUGAUGCGGUCCACAGUAGUUUACAGAAUAUAAAAACGUUAUGUUUAUUUUUUCACACCGACCAAGUGAUUAAUUUUGCGAGGAGUUAAAUAAACAACUGUUGGAUACCAGAUAGUUAUUAGGCAGCUUGGUUUUUUUUAAUUAUUAAUAUUGUAGUCAUUUCAGGAAAUGGUAACAAUCUUUCCGUACUUAUCAAACAAUUAUGAAAACGAUGCAAAGAAAUAUAAGCUGUUUAACAAUUUUGUGUUGUCCAACAGCUAUUUACUUGACUCUAUCUAUUUGUAUCGAAUACUAUCGCUGCUAUUAUGAUAUAUACUAACAAUCUCUUACAUUAAUAUAAUAUUACCUCUAUUUGUAAUUUAAUGGGAUAAAAUAACAUAUUGCGCUAGAGUUUCCGUGGAGAAAAGCUAAACGCGGGGCUGCAUUACUUUCGUAUGUAAAUUUUAUGUAUUAAAGAUGUUUUUACGCCACCUUAUUAUUCAUCGUGAUGCUUUUGUCACGAUGAAACAUCCUUUUAAAUUUUAACGAUAUAGUCAUGAAAGUCAAGAGUAAUAUUUAGCAUUACAUAUUAUGGGGCAUUUCGCUGGAAUUUAGACACUCUUUUUUUCAUACUCUUUCAUACUUUAUACUUAUGUAAAAUUAAUUGUAGACUUUUUACGCAAAAAUGGAAAAGCAAAAAAAAGUUGUCUAAAGUGUCUAAAUGUAACUGCCUGAAAACUUAUUGCAAUCGGUAUUUUUCUAUAAUCGGGGUUCUACCUCUUUCUUCAAAUCACUGAUAUAUACUGAUCUUUGCAACGAUAUAUCAACGAGAUGCUUUCAAGAUGUUUCGAAUUAAAUUUUUUGGAAAUCUGACGCAAUGCUAAAAACUAUUUAAGGAUAAAUGCAUUCGUUGAUCUUUAUCAUGCGCUAAAACGUUUGGAUAACGAUCAGAAUUUAGUAUCCAUUCUGAAUAUAAGAACUAACUGAUGUAUAACAUGAAUUAAUUAAGCGAAAAUGUAAUUAGACUGAUUAAUUAUGGCUUGAAAUUGUAAAAGCCUAAUAGAGAGAGACAUUACUCGGCACGGAAGUGCUUUGAGAAUCAUCUUGGCGAAAUGUUGGCGUAUUAUCAUUUCUACGUGAAAGAGAGAAAUUUUUUAAUCGGUUUCAACGAUAGAAACACUGAGCGUAUGUGCUUGUACAAUACACAUGUCUCAUCGUUUUUAUUCAGAUAUACGGAUUGAUAAUGUAUUUUAAAGACUCCGAGUCUUUUUAUCGUUUAAAUGAAAUUUUAUAAACAUUUUAAUGACGUUGCAUCAACAUAUGUACAUGAAGAGUAAUUUAAAGAAUUAGCAUUUUAGAAGUAUAUCGCUUUUCUUUUUUCUACGAGAAGGAACGACAGUCUAAAGUACGCAAAGGCCUCAUUUUUUUAUUAUUGCAUAUUCGCACGAAUGCAGUUGUGUCGCUUGGACGCCGAAUGCGUGACUGCAGUUCCGACAAGUUACGUAAAAAUCCGCAUUGCGGAUUUUUCCUCAACUUUCGAAUCUUCGAGUUAUAGUUUUCCGACCGGCCGCGAUAUAUUAUGCGAUGUAUUGUCGGCCGUUCUGCGCGAGUAAACAGUGAAGGAUGCGUUACUAAUGGUGAUCUGUUGAACGAGGUUUCGUAGUAAUAUAAACGAAAGAUUGAGGAUCCUCGUGAGUUUCGAGGAGAUAGAACGAAGGGAAGAAAGAAAGGAAGAAAAAAGAAAAAAAAAGAGAUCUCGAGGGCGUGUCCUCGAUGGAACGCGGCUCGGUGGAGGAGCGGUGGCCGAUGCAGAACAAAGUGUGCAUAUCUCUCCGGAACGUUGGAACAAUUUUGAUGUAGCCGAUUUCGUUAGGAUUUGAUACUAGCUCUGUAUACCGAUAUCUAUAUUAUACAAAUCACUAUGCGAGAUGAAAAAAGAGUUACGCGGACGAGGGGCAAGGUAUGUGUCGACGAUAUCCCGCGCGCUAGUCUCGAGCUCGUCUCUCGGGACGGGCGCGCGUAUAAGCGCCAAGAAUUAACUGCCGUAUCGAAUCUCUCGGUCCAAAGGUACAUAAUACUAAUCCUUACUCGUCGAGAAAACGUAUCAAUCUGAAAAAGAAAAAGACAAAAAAAAGUAUGGGAAAAACUGCGAAAAACAAUGGUAAAUGUGGCUGCAUAUUUUGAGACAUCUUUUAAACACGUAAUGAUAACACAUGAUAAAUUCCACAUGAGGCGAACACGAGUACACACGAGUACACGCUCACACACGGAAAUACGACGACACCACACAUCAUAUUGUAUAUUUUAUUGUAAGGCUUUAAAUGUUCCAUCAAAUAACUCUAUUAUAUUAUAAUAUAUCUAUAUAUUUGUAUCGAUCGUUUCCUCUCCUGUCCUGAUUACUUUUUUACUUAGGUCCGAAACGUCAGGAUAAGAAUUCGGGAUCUGUGCAGAGGUGUUACACGUCGGGAUUGAAUGCGAGGGUUUUGAAUUUUUAGAUCGAUUAGCGCGAGGGAAUGUGAUGUCGAGAUUUUUCAGGAAUUAGUAACAUUAAUCAAACAGCCAAACCUUACAUACAACUGCCGUAAAAAUUGUGUUUUCAGAGACGUUUUUGCGUUCUCUUAGUUGAAAGACGAUCUCAUAAAUAUAUUGCAUUUAAUAUUUUCUGUACAGCUAGUAGUACAGUCCUUGUGUUAUUCUCAGUUAAUUCUCCCUCGACGAAAGAGACGAGACAUUUCAGAUAUACUUUGCGUGAUUAAUUGCCUUUGACGAGAAGCCGCGAAUAAGGCCGAGCUCAUUACGUUGAUUUAUAUUGAUUAUUAGCAUAUUUAAUUACCGUAUACUCUGGAAACAUUUACCUAAAGCGAAUCUAAAAGCAGAUUUAAAAAUGUGCGCUAUCUUCCUUUUGAUAUCUUCUUAACGCGUCUUAUAACUGCGAAACGUUAUUAUUGUAAUUUUUGAUAAAUAUUUUAAUUACAAGCAUAAAAACUCACUUUACGUUGCGGGAGUGUUUUUACUAACCGAAUUUCUAGAUUUUUAUAAAAUUAAAUAUUUAAUGUGUCUCUCGCACACAUAUUUCUGUGUGAUACACGUUCACACUUAGAUUGUUCGACUGAACUACUUUUAUAGCAAAUUUUAUUCGAGCCGAGUGAAUUUGAAGUUUUUAAACCAUUGGAUAAUCUGUACAAAUUGCUGCUUCGAAAUGCAUUUAAUAGUUUUAAGAAAAUCAUGAUUUGUGCCAUCGUCGCAAGAAUCAAGUGAUAUAAUUCAUCAUUCGCUCGUUUAUGCUACAAUGAAUCUUUAAAGCCAAUUGUGUAUACAUUAUAAAUCAUUGUUGGGAAUGAUGAAGAGAAAUUAUUCGCAGUUGCCACAAUAAAGUGAGUACGCGGUGGGAAUCAGUUUCCAAGCUUCAGUGACAAUUUUCAGCCGUUGGAAGAAGGGUUUCAUUCUCGUCUCAAGGCUACGAUUAUUCCGUUUGGCGCGAUAGAGAGAAAGAGAGAGAGAGAGAGAGAGAAAGAAAGGAAGUUAAGAAUGUUGUGCGUCUUUAUUAGUUAUGCGAAACCGCAUCGUUAGAGAGCAGGACCUACAAUAUUUCGCGAACGUGAUACAUGAUUAUGAUUGUGUAAAAUUGUAAAAUUUGUCGAGGGGUCCGGGCGAAAGCGACGCGCUUUUUCUAAUUGUGAGACUCUUAGGUCGCAGACCACAGCUUCACCGAAGACACUCACAAAAGAAGGAAAGGAUACCUUCGCCCGCUCCCCGUCAAGCUUGAUAUAUAGAUUGUAUUUUUGGCUUAUUACUGUAAGACUGACUAUGUUGCUAUAUUAAAGAUUGCUUCAAAAACA